GAGAAGAGUUGGGAACAGUGUUUCACCAUAAAAGGGUAUACCUUUUCCACACUUCCACACGCUCUCUCUCUUUCUCUCAUUGGUGGCUUUCAUCUCAAAGCUGGAACCAUCAAACAAGCCAAACCAAACAACACCAAAACCAACAUUCCUGAUAUCAACGCCUUCCCCCGAAUAAGGAAAGUAAAAUCCACAAGUACAUCCAGCGACAAAUUCCUUACUCAGCUAAACUCUCAACCUCAACAACAACACCCAACCACACACCAUCCAUCACCAACACCACUCCACAAAAAUAAACAAAACUAAAAUCCACCCUUGCAGAUACCUUCUUCCACGAUCUGCUACCAAGCUUUGAUUUCACAAAAGCUAAAUUUAGUUAACACCUGCAUAUUAACUUCUCUCCUGUGCAUCAUCACAUGUCCCUCUCACACUAAACAAAACCACACUCUUUUGCUUUUGCUUUUCAAAAGACACUCCAUAAAUAGUCAACGAUUCAGCCCUCCUUGCUUUUUUAGAGGAUAGAUUAAGGUGAAGGGUAUAUAUGGCGAGGGAGAAGAUUCAGAUUAGGAAGAUCGACAACGCCACCGCCAGGCAGGUUACGUUCUCCAAGCGUCGCAGAGGGCUCUUCAAGAAAGCCGAGGAGCUUUCCGUUCUCUGUGAUGCUGAUGUUGCCCUCAUAAUCUUCUCUUCUACUGGGAAACUCUUUGAGUACUCAAGCUCCAGCAUGAAGGAGAUACUUGAGAAGCAUCAUUUGCACUCAAAGAACCUAGCAAAGAUGGAACAGCCAUCUCUCGAGUUGCAGCUGGUUGAAAACAGCAACUGCAGCAGAUUGAGCAAGGAAGUUGCCGAGAAGAGCCAUCAACUAAGGCAGCUAAGAGGAGAGGAUCUUCAGGGUCUAAACAUAGAUGAAUUGCAACAGCUGGAGAGGUCUCUAGAAACUGGACUGGGGCGUGUGAUAGAAAAGAAGGGAGAGAAAAUUAUGGAAGAGAUAGCUGAUCUCCAAAGAAAGGGAAUGGUAUUGAUGGAAGAGAACGAGCGACUAAAACAUCACGUGGCGGGCAUGGUUAAUGGUCAAAGACGUGGUGGUGCCGGAUCUGAGAACUUUGUUAUGGAUGAAGGUCAGUCUUCAGAGUCUGUCACCUACGUUUGCAAUUCUGCAGGACCUCCGCAGGACUAUGAAAGCUCAGAUACGUCCCUCAAACUGGGGCUGCCAUACUCAGGUUGAUGGGAAACUGUUUGAAGAGGUAAAACUGAAGCAAAAAUGACAAUAUCAUGGUCUGAAUUUUCGUUAGUUAUUGUGACUCUAUUGCCGUGGUCGUAUAUAUUAGUGGUUAAUUGUAAUGACCAAUGGGCACUUAGAUGAUGUUGAAAGUAACUCCUAGUGAAGUUUUUAAUUGCCUUUUUUUAAUUACUACCAUAAUCCUUGCUUCUCUGCCUCUUA
This is a messenger RNA of Vigna umbellata (rice bean), 1438 nucleotides long. It is a transcript of the gene SVP, whose product is annotated as K-box region and MADS-box transcription factor family protein. NCBI's taxonomy places the organism in Eukaryota, Viridiplantae, Streptophyta, Magnoliopsida, Fabales, Fabaceae. The record is from RefSeq and is a predicted model, not a curated record. Gene Ontology annotation, cellular component: nucleus. Gene Ontology annotation, biological process: positive regulation of transcription by RNA polymerase II. Gene Ontology annotation, molecular function: RNA polymerase II transcription regulatory region sequence-specific DNA binding; protein dimerization activity; DNA-binding transcription factor activity.